Daldinia vernicosa is the source of this 1644-nucleotide messenger RNA. RefSeq lists its product as uncharacterized. NCBI's taxonomy places the organism in Eukaryota, Fungi, Ascomycota, Sordariomycetes, Xylariales, Hypoxylaceae. The record is from RefSeq and is a predicted model, not a curated record. The transcript is spliced from 5 exons. The coding region runs from base 1 to 1644 and encodes 547 amino acids.
AUGGGAACCUUGGAGGAGUCCGAUCCCCGGCUCAGAAUUACCGCUCGUAAUGAAAUUAUCGAUAGACUUAGGAACAACAAAGUGCUGGCAGUGAAAACGGCUGAUACGGGGCUUGAGGCAGGAUUCGAACCCAGCCCACAAUUCGGCUGGACAUCUAGCAUGGAACAAGAUGUAAUUGGAAAUUCUACUAGCCUCAAUGAAUGGAAACCUAGUCCUUUCAGAUGGGAUUAUAGUAGUAACCUCGAGAGCAUCAAAAAUGCCUCUGAACUCUGGGCAAAAGAGUUUGUGGAUUUCCAUGAACAGAAUUCACUAGAAUUACAUCGUACUUUGGACAGCGACAUAGAUCAUAUUCCAGAUGAGAUUCUUAAAGUUCUUUGGAGAGGAGAGGGACGCCGUAAAAGAGAACGCCGGUUCCAGGAAGCACGAGAUGCAUUUAGAGAACUUGCUAAGAAUCGAACGCGAGAAGCCUUGAGGGAGUAUCAGAAAAAGGUGGAAAGCGAGAUCGACGGACUUUCUGUUAAGAUCGCCGGAGCUGACCCUUUAUUUAGUGCUUGGACGUGCGGUGUAGAUGUAAGCAUAAAACCAUACAUCAGAAACCAAAAUCAUGUUCAAUAUCAAAGAUGUAUGAGUCUUUAUCGGGUUCCGGGGGGCUCGAGAUCUGUUCACAAUUCGUUCCUAUCCUUGGACGAAGAUGGGAAGCCAGUCUUAGACGGAGAUGGACGCCACGUAUUGAUCAAGAACCCCCUAGAACUUUAUGCUUGGUAUCCGGGAGAGCUGCGGACACCCAUUCUAAAUUAUAACCAACCAGCUUCUCUUAAUACUAUCCGGAUGGCUUGCGCUGCUCUCCGAAACAACUUCCGUAUUCAUAAACCGACGUCGGCCAUACAAAGUGGCCUCCAUAUCCACUUCGGACAGGAUAAGGGAUAUGGGUUGUUACAUCUUAAGAAGUUCUCGACGCUCUGGCUUAUUCUUGAGGAGAGCCUGGAAAGACUUCACCGACGCGAUCGGUCUAACGAAUCCAACCGUUAUUGCUUACCUAACAGGGUAAGGUCCCCAAUCGCCGUGUCAUUGAAAGCUAACACCAGGGACGACUUGUCGGCCAUCGAAGAAGAAGACCCCGAAGCUUACAAAGAGAAUAUGGCCGAGAUGAAUAAUCAUGUACCAUUUACACCAGAUGAAGGGGAUACUUUUAACCUCGGGCAGAUCCGAAAUAUAAUUCAUGAGGUUUGGAAGUACCAAACUGUCUCGGAGGUAACUGAUGGCAUGUCUGGCGUUAAUAGUCCUUAUGUAAAAUACCACAUUUCUGGCAAGGAUGUAUCAAAGGUCCAAGAGUAUUUAAAAGGGACGUUAGAGAUAAGGCUCAUGCAGGGGACGUUAGACGCCGAACACAUAUUGCGCUGGAUGAAGAUAUGCGAACGUAUCAUCAUUUAUUCUCGAGACACGACGGCUCGACAAUUCCGGAACGGAAUACUCAGAAUACUCAGUUUAGAACCCUUCAACAAAGUAAUUGGAAUUCCUGACGGAAUCAUGGAAUGGUUUCGAGAACAACAGGGAAUAUCGGGAUAUUUUGAAUACCCUGAUGAGGACAGGGUCGAUUGGGAGGACCCUUUCAUGGUUCCCGGACACGGUGCCACUCAUAGGUAG